Molecule: messenger RNA, 1404 nt
Organism: Erythranthe guttata (spotted monkey flower)
Lineage: Eukaryota; Viridiplantae; Streptophyta; Magnoliopsida; Lamiales; Phrymaceae
Source: RefSeq, a predicted model, not a curated record
AUGGAUACUGACGAGGAGUUGGAGGAAGAUGAUGGGCCAGCAGAUGCAUUUCAGGAUCGUAGAGGUGGUCGUGUCUUACCCUUUCCGCAGCUGCCUGGUCCUGCGUACUUGGAGGGUCCGUGCGAGGGAGGGCCGCAAAAUUUAGAGUUUAUGCGAUGGUUCAAGUCGCAUAUAGCGAUGUACAUUUGGGAAGGAUAUGAGCGCCGUGAAACUACACGGUGCGAGUCGAGGACCAAAGCACUCGAGGACUACCGCGGCCCGCAGGAUAACACGAUGAUUGCGAGGUUGGAGGCAACAGGUCUUUACCACUUACGAGACUGUUUUCUGAAGAGGAUGAACAAGAACCUCAUGCUAGCUUUCGUGGAGAGGUGGCAGCCGGAGACGAACAGUUUCCACAUGCCAUGGGGCGAGAUGACGAUCACGCUCCACGAUGUCGCUUUCAUCCUGGCGUUGCGGCUGGACGGACCAUCAGUGUCUGAAAUUCGCCCGGUAGAAGAGUGCUCACAGAGUCUUGCAUCUGUAUUGGGUGUCGGUCUUAUGGACACCAAUGAGAUGUUUCGAAAUAAGGGAGUUGGUUGGGUUAAGGUGAGAGAUCAGUUGACCCUUCUCUGCGCCACAGACGACAAGAAGAUGAAGGGCUACUUGAUGUUUCUGCUUGGGUCUGUUUUGUUUGUAGACAAAACAGCGUCUAACAUAAAGCCGUGGUGGAUCCAUUUUACCAACGAUCUCGAUAAUGUUGGCAAGUAUUCGUGGGCUUCGGCAUGCUUAGCAAACAUGUACCGCCAAUUGGGUAUUGCCACCCGCGCUGGGAUGAACAGUCUCUGUGGAUGUGUAAUUCUCCUUCUGUGCUGGAUCUUUGAGUAUUUCCCCUGCUUUCGACCACCUCUUUCCCGUUCAUAUGCCGAGUUUGAGCCUCGAUGCAGAAGGUAGGCCCAUGGUGGAGGCAAUAAAACCACGCUGCAGGAAUACCGAAAAAUACUCGACGCCAUGACCGAAAGAGAUGUGAGUAAUAAUUUUUCUAAUUAUGUCUAUAGUAGAGUUACGGAUUUUUCUAAUUAGUUUAAAAUAUGCUUAGGUUUGUUGGACCCCGUAUGGUACCGGUGCACAUUACUUACAUCCUCGGAGCAUGUAUUACGGCACGAUACAGUUCAUGGAUAUAGUGGAGCCGUACAUGCCCGACCGAGGGUUGCGGCAGUUUGGAAGAGUCCAGACUAUUCCUUUCCCGAUAAUUGAAUCGAACUUGCCACAUAACCGCGGCUUGUUUGGCGCGGGAUACAAAGUCACUUUCCACGGUCCUGGCGGCAUGUGGCAGAACGAGUACGCCAACUUCAUUGACUUGUCGCAAUACCCUGAAGCCUGGCCGCCGGAAACAGUUGCCGAGGAGUACAUGAAGUGGUACAUCGA